ACGUGCCCUCUUCUAAGAUGGCCGCAGUGCAGGCGGCGCCAGUAUCUUCACGUUGUUCCCGGAACUGAGUGAUGCGAAGGAAGUUGGACGGAGGAAUUGGGAGGGAAGGAGCUGCGCUUACCCUGACCAGCGGCGAUCAGCCAAGGCAAGACGGCAAACAGCCCCAGGGGGGCGGGGAAGGUGCGUGCUCAAACGGAGGGACAAAGAGAGAGAGAAAAGUGUGCAUGCAUCCAUGGUUCUGAACUGUCUCGUCCUCACAAGGAAUAUUCCAUGAUGACUCCCAAGUGAUUACUGAAAGUGUUACAACUUGAAGAUGAUAAAAACCUCAGGCUAUCAAAUAUGCUAAAAAAUGUCGUCCUCCUCAGCUGGGUUUUAUCCCACAAGGGAAAAGAUUCAGCUGUGAAUUCCAUUACAAGAUUGGUUAUAAGUUACCAAAACGACCAACCUCCACAAAUAUAGAAAUGGGUGGAAUCAUUUCCAGAUGGCGGCAGGCAAAGCCUUCCACAAUAGAAGUGUUGGAAAAAAUUGACAAGGAUAUCCAGGUGCUAGAAGAGUUUAGAGAAAAAAAUCAGAGGCAGCAGAAACUUUGGGUUGGAAGGCUUCUCCUCUAUUCAUCUGUUCUCUAUCUGAUCACCUGUUUAAUAAUCUAUUUGUGGUAUCUUCCUGAUGAAUGGACAGCAAGGUUCAUUAUGACACUGCCACUUUUUGCAUUUCCACUGAUAGUUUGGUCGAUAAGAACACUCCUCAUUUUCUUCUUUUCCAAGAGAACAGAAAGAAACAAUGAAGCUUUAGAAGAUCUAAAGUCUCAGAAGAAAAAAAUACUUGAAGAAGUAAUGGAAAAAGAAACUUAUAAGGCUGCUAAAUUAAUCCUUGAGAGGUUUGAUCCAGAAGCCAAGAAGGCAAAGGAUGUUGAACCGCCAUCUGCUGGAGCAUCUGCAGUUCCAAGACCUGGCCAAGAACUUCGUCAUCGAACCCCAGUGCGAGGGAACGUGUCUCCCCCUAUCUCAGUUACCCCAAAACAGGGGUCUCCUAAAGCAUCGGGUCCGAUGCCACUGUCUCCCAGUUUGCAGAGAGAGACCUCAGCUCCUGGUGGACCUCCUGAGAGAACUCUUACAUCAGCUUCGCAGCCAAAUGUGUUAUCGAGACAUCCUGGAUCCCGUGCUACUUCAAUGCCUGGAAUGGGUCUUCAUCCUCCAGGCCCUCCAUUGGCAAGACCGAUUCUUCCUCGUGAAAGGGGAGCAUUGGAUAGAAUUGUUGAAUAUUUAGUUGGAGAUGGUCCACAGAACAGAUAUGCACUUAUAUGCCAACAGUGUUUCUCGCAUAAUGGAAUGGCCUUGAAGGAGGAGUUUGAAUACAUUGCAUUUAGAUGUGCCUACUGCUUUUUCCUGAACCCUGCACGAAAAACAAGACCACAAGCUCCACGACUUCCCGAUUUCAAUGCUGAAAAAAUGCAACCUGCAGAGUUGCAGAGUAUGACUGAACCUUUGCAGUCGAGUGAGGAAAAGCUGCAAGAGACUGAAAUAGUUGAAGAACCUUUAGAAGAAGCCACCCCGUCUACUGAGCCAGACCUAGAAAAUGAGAAAACACUGACUGAAGAACACAGUGAUAAAGUAGCUGGAGAGACGGUAAAGGAGCAACUAUCAAGUGAAACCAAAACUGCAAUUGCAAAUGAGGAGUUUGCUGUUCCAGCUGACCAAAGAGAAGAAGCCCUGGCAGAAGCAGAAUAAGUGCCUAAUUGUGUUAGCUGUAUUUCUUUAAAUUGCUACUUUUUCAGGAGGGUUGCUUUCAAAAGCGGAUUAUGUCUUCACUCUUAUGAGCUCAAGACUGCCACUUCCACAGUAUAUUAAAGCUAUGAUACUAUGAGGUAUUGUGUUACAAGCAUGUGUUUAUUUUGUGAGUUAAAGCAUUUCAGAAUGUGCAAGGUAGCUAAAGUUUAACUCAAGCACAGAUAGCCUUACUUUUUGUUUUCCAUACUUAAAGUCAACAUGCUUAAAGGAGUAUUUUCCAUAUGAGUGAUCUAAAAUAUAGUAGGAUUUGUCAUUGAACAAAGAGAUGUAAAUGACUAAAAAGAUAUGUAAUUUAAUUUUGGGGUUAUUAACAGAUUUUUUUGGUAAUAUUUAGCUAUUGAAAUGAAUAACUUUUAAAUACCUAGAUGUUUACAGGAGAAAAGGUGCUUAGGCAUUUAUCAUAAGCAGUAUGAAAGUGUCAUUACUGUUAACACUUAGUCACUCCUAAUGCUUUUAUUUUCCUUGAGAGAAUACAGUUAAAGGGGCAGUCCGAAGUACAAUAUCUCCUUUUGGGGCUAAUUGCAUAGCAGAUGGGCUAAAGACAUGUGAAACAGAUGGCUAGCUUGUGUUUACAUGAAGUGUAGGAAUCUCUGCACUUGAUUGUACUUGAAUACUGAACAUUUAUUUAUAUCUGUACAAUAAUGACAAUAUAAGUGAACUUUGUGUAUUUUGUUAAAGGAAAAUAAAAGACUAUAUAAUGUA
Hemicordylus capensis (graceful crag lizard) is the source of this 2489-nucleotide messenger RNA. It is a transcript of the gene LNPK, whose product is annotated as lunapark, ER junction formation factor. The coding region runs from base 462 to 1727 and encodes 421 amino acids. The record is from RefSeq and is a predicted model, not a curated record. The transcript has 14 exons. Gene Ontology annotation, biological process: endoplasmic reticulum tubular network organization. Gene Ontology annotation, cellular component: endoplasmic reticulum tubular network. Lineage: Eukaryota; Metazoa; Chordata; Lepidosauria; Squamata; Cordylidae.